Messenger RNA from Canariomyces notabilis, 1387 nucleotides. RefSeq names its product aspartic-type endopeptidase-like protein. Gene Ontology annotation, molecular function: aspartic-type endopeptidase activity. The record is from RefSeq and is a predicted model, not a curated record. Gene Ontology annotation, biological process: proteolysis. Lineage: Eukaryota; Fungi; Ascomycota; Sordariomycetes; Sordariales; Chaetomiaceae. The coding region runs from base 1 to 1302 and encodes 433 amino acids. The transcript has 2 exons.
AUGGUGACCAUUACAAACCUGUUAUUCAGUGCUGCCGUGCUCGCAGUCUCGGGCUUGGGUUCUGCCCUGCCUCCCAGGAUCGGCACGACCAACAUUGUUGGCAAUGGCAAUGCGAACAGCAACGCAAAGGGUCGGGUCUCGCUCAAGCAGGCUCGCAACCCCCACUAUCGCUACUUCAACGGCGCCCGGUCCAUCCAGCGGACGUACCUGAAAUACGGCGUCCCCGUGCCCGACUAUCUCGUCGAGGCCGCGAACCGCAUCGACGCGCUCAACAAUGCCGGAGAAGAGUCCAAGCGCGACACUGGCAGCGCCCCCGCGGUGCCCAUCGAUGAGGUCGACAUUGCCUACGUCACGCCCGUGACCAUCGGCACGCCGCCGCAGACGCUGAACCUGGACUUUGAUACUGGCUCAUCCGACCUAUGGGUCUUCUCUAGCCACAUGCCCAGCUCGCAGAUCCGGGGCCAGGAGAUCUACACCCCGACCAAGUCCAGCUCGGCCAAGCUGCUCGCCGGCCAGUCGUGGAGCAUCACGUACGGCGACGGCUCGGCGUCGCGCGGCAACGUCUACAGCGACAACUUCACUGUUGGCGGCCUGACGGUCGACUCGCAGGCUGUGCAGUGCGCCCAGCAGGUCUCGUCGAGCUUCACCAGCGAGCAGCACAUUGAUGGGCUGGUCGGGCUUGGGUUCAGCUCGCUCAAUACCGUCAACCCGCAGAGCCAGUUGACGUUUUUCGAUAAUGCAAAGCCCAAGCUGGACAGCCCGGUGUUUACCGCGGAUUUGAAAUACAAGAAGACUGGCACGUACGAUUUCGGCUUCAUCGACAAGGCCAAAUACACAGGAGAAAUCACCUACGUCCCCGUCGACACCAACCCGGGCUACUGGACCUUCACGUCCUCGGGCUACGGCGUCGGCUCCGGGAACUUUAGCGCCACCUCCAUCAAGGGCAUCGCCGACACGGGGACGACGCUGGUGUACCUGCCGACGGCCAUCGUGACGGCCUACUACCGGCAGGUGUCCGGGGCCAGCAACAGCCGGAGCUAUGGCGGCUACGUCUUCCCGUGCACGUCGACGCUUCCGUCGUUUACCUUUGGCAUCGGAUCGACCCGCUUCACCAUUCCGCCGUCCUACAUCAACUACACGCGCGUGUCGCCCACGUCGUCGACAUGCUUUGGCGGCCUGCAGAGCAGCAGCUCGCUCGGCAUCAACAUCUGGGGCGACGUCGCCCUCAAGGCCGCCUUUGUCGUGUUUAAUGGUGCGAACCCGCCCACCAUCGGCUGGGCGCAGAAGCCGCUCGAGACAUGACAAUUGUUCAAGGUAGUCUAGGUGGUGUGUCAGCAGCAGGUGGAGUAUGUCAGAUGGGUGUUCCAUUGUAACUGAGGGUCCAUAG